GGGAGGGGGGAGGGAGCGAGAGAAGCGGGGCUAUGACACGCGAGUAGGGAGCGCAGUUAAGAGAGUUCUUUGACGCAGGCGGAUCCUCGUUUUAUUCACCCCGCCGAGAUGAAGCGACCCCUGGGGAGCCUGCGACGGCUCGCGGCGCCUCUGCUCCUCUUCGCCCUGUGCGUCGCGGUGCAGCGAUCCGAGUCUGCGGCUUGCCACGGCUGCGUGGGAUCCACAUGUGACUGCAGCGGAGUGAAAGGAACCAAGGGCGAGCGGGGUUUCCCGGGUCUCACCGGACAGCCCGGAGUCCCGGGGUUCCCCGGCCCCGAGGGGCCGAUCGGGGGCAGAGGAGAGAAGGGUAGUGAUGGACUGCAAGGACCUUAUGGUCCAAAGGGAAUCAGAGGACCGUCUGGAUUGCCGGGAUUUCCAGGAACACCAGGACUUCCGGGUCUGCCGGGGCAGGACGGACCUCCGGGCCCGAGAGGUGUUGCAGGCUGCAACGGGACGAAGGGGGAAAUUGGUUACCCGGGAAAUUCAGGAAUUCCUGGCCAGCCGGGCCGAUCUGGCCCCCCUGGUGUGCCAGGAGAAAAGGGCGACCCAGGUGACGUGAUCUCCGCCAAUCGCUUUGGACAGCAGGGAGCGGUGGGAUUGCCCGGAUUGCCCGGCAUUCCUGGAGCUCCUGGACCCGCCGGUCUGCAAGGUCCCCUCGGUCCUCCAGGACCCAGAGGCUACGAGGGUUCUCCAGGUCCUCCAGGUCUCCCCGGACCAAAAGGAAACAUGGGAUUGAACUUCCAAGGGCCCAAAGGAAUGAAGGGUGAACGGGGCACGACAGGACCUCCUGGUCCUCCGGGGCAAGUUGGGGAGCAAAAGGAGGCAAAAGAGACCGUGAUUCAGAGAGGAGACAAGGGUGAUCCAGGUUUCCCCGGUCCCCCAGGUGACCCAGGCUACCCAGGAAACCCUGGUCCCUCGGGUGGGCCGAAAGGAAGCAAGGGAGAACCAGGUGAAGCAGGAAAACGAGGCAAAUCAGGCAAAGAUGGCGACCCCGGCCCUCCAGGCUUCCCCGGAGGUAAAGGAGACCCAGGCCUGCCAGGCCCUGCCGGCAGAGAUGGAGAGAGAGGGCUGAAAGGUGAUCGUGGGUACCCAGGCCCGCCAGGAGUGAUAAUCGGUGGGACACCAGGAGGUCUGAUUGGCCCGAAAGGAGAGCCCGGCUACCCCGGCUCAGCCGGAAUCAAAGGAGACCGCGGCCAACCAGGCCUAUCGGGACCUCCGGGGGAACCGGGUCGCCCGGGUACUGGAGGUGGAGGUCAGCCUGGACCUCCCGGCUACCCAGGAGAGAGAGGGCAGAAGGGAGACCAGGGCACCGUAGGGAUUUCUCUGCCAGGUCCGCCAGGACGUCCGGGGUCUUCUGGGCCCCCGGGCCCGCAGGGGCCCCCCGGACCUCCGGGCUCUUCUUCCGGAGGAACAGACUGCUCCACUGGAGUGCCCGGGAUUCCCGGCGUGCAGGGAGAGAGAGGCUACCCAGGAGACCCCGGCUUUAAAGGCGAAAAGGGCGACACCUGCGUGAACUGCUUCAGAGACACCUCCGGCAUCCCCGGACCACCGGGACUCGCGGGACAACCCGGAUUCCCUGGAUCUCCCGGCUCCCCAGGGAUCAAAGGAGACCGAGGAUUUUCAGGAACGCCUGGGGCCGUCGGACCCCCUGGUAACCCCGGCCCUCUAGGUUCCCCGGGAUUCCCCGGAGAGAAGGGAGACCCAGGCGAGGUCAUCGCAGUUGACGGUGGCAGGGGAGAGAAGGGUGACACCGGUUUCCCCGGAUCGCCCGGCCUUCCCGGUCUGGACGGUCGACCCGGUCGCGACGGCCAGCCGGGCUCUCCCGGCGCCAAAGGAGCACCCGGCUCUCUGCUGGUGAAAGGAGAACGAGGGCCCCCCGGUGAGCCCGGCUCCUUGGGUAUCCCGGGAGACAGGGGUCCUCCGGGAGGCCCUGGUUAUGGACCUCCGGGAUCAUCAGGAGAGAAAGGAGUCCAGGGCGUCUCAGGAAGACCUGGAGGUCCCGGUUCGCCCGGUAGCAAAGGGGAACCGGGCGUGGCGGUGUCUGAGAAGGGCAAUCCGGGAGAUAGGGGACCUCCAGGCACGCCUGGACAGCCCGGCUUACGAGGUAACCCGGGUCAACCCGGACAGGACGGUUUCCCCGGUUCACCGGGAACUAAGGGGGAGCCUGGACUCCCCGGCAUCGGACUCCCGGGACCCCCUGGAGUCAAAGGGUUCCCAGGUGUCGCAGGCCAGCCAGGAUCUCCUGCCGCACCAGGCAGACCAGGAGUAGAUGGACUUCCUGGCCAGCCUGGAUUUCCUGGAGCAAAGGGGGAGCCUGGCUUUGGCCUUCCUGGCCCCCCGGGUGUACCAGGAGCACCUGGAGCGAAGGGCUUCUACGGACCGAAAGGAGACCCCGGCUUCCCCGGAGGCCCCGGCUCACCCGGGCGCUCUGGAUUUGAUGGCUCUCCGGGAUCGAAAGGUGAGCCCGGACCAUCGGGCCCACCUGGAGCUCGUGGCCCACCUGGAAUCCCCGACGCCGGUGCAGUGGGGCCGCCAGGACCACCUGGCCUCCCUGGCCAAAUGGGACCUCCAGGAUAUCCCGGAUCAAACGGAGGGAAGGGAGACCCGGGCCCUCCAGGUCUAGACAUCCCAGGUCUGCCAGGAGACAGAGGAAGUCCCGGCUUCCCAGGUUCCCCCGGAGCGGUCGGAGCGCCGGGACCUCUCGGAGGACCUGGACGGGACGGCUCGCCUGGUCAACCGGGUCAGAAGGGAGACAUGGGUCUAAUGGGAUCCCCAGGACCCUCUGGAGGACCAGGAAUCCCAGGAGGGCCCGGCGCCCCCGGACCCAAAGGCGACUCUGGGUUCCCCGGCAGAGACGGGAACCCUGGCGGUACCGGUUUUAAAGGUGACAGAGGUGAACCUGGCCUCCAGGGACCCCCAGGAAGCAGCCAGGGACCGGAGAAUUUAAAAGGAUCCAAAGGAGAACCUGGACAACCCGGUUCACCAGGUUUUUCAGGUGAGAAAGGCAUCGCUGGUCUCCCCGGUGACCCCGGGCCGGGGGGAUUGGAUGGACGUCCUGGGAGUCCCGGACCACCAGGUCCCAAGGGAGAUCCUGGUCUCUCAGGUGGGCCAGGUGGUCCUGGAGCUCCAGGACUAAAAGGCAGCAUGGGAGAGAUGGGUUUCCCAGGACCAUCUGGACAGAAGGGUCUAUCAGGUCAGCCGGGUAGGUCUGGAUCCCCGGGACAGCCGGGAGGACCUGGUUUCCCUGGAGCUAAAGGUGAACCAGGCUCUGCUGGAGUUGGACCCCCGGGACUAUCAGGACAGAAGGGGGAACCAGGUCAGUCAGGGUUCCCAGGAGGUUCAGGACUUAAAGGAACACCAGGAUCACCCGGUCUCCCAGGUGUUCCAGGAGGGCCAGGGCCCAAAGGUGACCCCGGGCUCCCAGGAUUCCAAGGUUCACCCGGUAGCCCCGGUCCUAAGGGUCUUGACGGUGGGUUCGGUAGCCCAGGUCUCCCCGGAGCUCCCGGUAGACCGGGAGAAUCCGGUCGACCAGGAGGACCAGGGUUCCCAGGAGACAAGGGCCAGGCAGGUCGGGACGGCAUCCCGGGACCGGCCGGAAUCAAAGGAGACCCAGGGCUUCCUGGUUAUGGUGGACCCGGCUCUCCUGGGCUUCCCGGGCUGCCAGGUUCGAAGGGAGACCCGGGUCUUCCCGGCCCACCUGGGGUCAACGGAUUCCCAGGAUCCAAAGGAGACCCCGGUUUCCCCGGAUCUCCUGGCCCUUCAGGCAACCCCGGUCCAGCCGGGCCUCCAGGACAGGCUCUGCAGGGCCCCAAAGGACUCCAAGGAUCCCCUGGGCCACCAGGGAGAGGAGGUCCCUCAGGUCCUCCAGGCUCCCCUGGCCCUCAGGGUCCCCGAGGGCCCGCAGGAAGCGGCGGCGUUAAGGGAGAGAAGGGCAUUGCCGGCGCUCCUGGACAGCCCGGCUUUGCUGGACAGAAGGGAGACAGCGGCGUUCCCGGGUUCCCAGGCCCCCCUGGUCAGCCUGGAGGUUCAGGUCAAAAAGGAGACAUCGGUCUUCCUGGCGUUCCUGGAUUCCCCGGACCGAAGGGCGACCUGGGAGCCCCGGGAGGAAACGGCCUUCCUGGAGACCCUGGAGGUGUCGGACUUCCUGGCCCUCCUGGUGAACCCGGCUUCGUUCGGGAUCCCGGUCAAUACAAGGGAGCCAGAGGAGCCCCCGGGGUUCAGGGCCCGCCUGGUGGUCGAGGACUUUCCGGCACCCCCGGCCGAGACGGACGUCCAGGUGAGCCUGGUGAAAUCGGGGCCCCGGGUCCAGAGGGUCCUCCCGGCUUCAGCGGCCCACCCGGCAGGAAGGGAGAUAACGGACCAGCUGGUCAGCCCGGUCAGCGUGGCUUCUCUGGUCCCCCCGGUUCAGACGGCCCUCCGGGUGUCCCCGGCCCUCCGGGAUCGGGUUCCGUCGCCCACGGCUUCCUGAUCACGCGCCACAGCCAGGGCCAGGAUGUGCCCUUCUGCCCCCAAGGGACCGGCCUCAUCUACGACGGCUACUCCCUGCUGUACGUGCAGGGCAACGAGAGGGCCCACGGGCAGGACCUCGGCACGGCCGGCAGCUGCUUGCGCCGGUUCAGCACCAUGCCCUUCAUGUUCUGCAACAUCAACAACGUCUGCAACUUCGCCUCCCGCAACGACUACUCCUACUGGCUGUCCACGCCUGAGCCCAUGCCCUCGUCCAUGGCCCCCAUCACCGGAGAGCGCAUCAAGCCUUUCAUCAGCAGGUGUGCAGUGUGUGAAGCUCCGGCCAUGGUGAUCGCGGUCCACAGUCAGACCAUCCAGAUCCCCAGCUGCCCUUCAAGUUGGGAAGCUCUGUGGAUCGGAUACUCCUUCAUGAUGCACACCAGCGCGGGCGCGGAGGGCUCCGGUCAGGCCCUGGCCUCCCCCGGCUCCUGCCUGGAGGAGUUCCGCAGCGCCCCGUUCAUCGAGUGCCACGGCCGAGGGACGUGCAACUACUACGGCAACUCCUACAGCUUCUGGCUGGCCACCGUGGAGCCGUCCGAGAUGUUCAGGAAGCCCCAGGCGGAGACUCUGAACACGAGUAACUUAGUGAUGCGGCAAUGCUACGAGCCCCUCUAG
This is a messenger RNA of Gasterosteus aculeatus aculeatus (three-spined stickleback), 5160 nucleotides long. NCBI's taxonomy places the organism in Eukaryota, Metazoa, Chordata, Actinopteri, Perciformes, Gasterosteidae. The record is from RefSeq and is a predicted model, not a curated record.